GAACUUCCCAACACAGAAAUCAAAUCGGAGGACCUGAAGAUCAUAUCGAGAAUAGCAGAAGGCUCUUUCGGUAUCAUCUACAAGGCUGAAUGGAUGUCUGCAACGGUAGCUGUGAAGCAAGUUCGCAACUCGAGCAGCUUGGACUCAGAAGAAUUCAAUCAGAUUAUUUAUGACUUCAAGAGUGAGGUCUCGAGACUGAUGAACCUGCGGCAUCCGAAUGUAAUUUCAUUUUUCGGAACCCUGACGGAUUCGAACACGUUCUGCAUAGUCACAGAGCUUCUUGAAGGUGAUCUUAGGAAAUACCUCAAGAAUGAAGCCUUGUUCGAUACUUUAGAACAUCGAAUAGAGCUUCUCCGAGAAGCUGCCUGCGGUGUAAGAUACCUUCAUGAAAAUCGGUUGGUGCAUCGGGAUAUCAAACCUGAGAAUUUCCUGCUGCAGCGACUCCACUCGAAUAUGAUCGUGAAAGUCUGCGACUUCGGACUCUCUCGGAUCAAAGAAGCAAGUCAUGUCAACACCAUGCGGACGGCAGGGACCAUGCUCUACAUCGCGCCGGAAGUUCACCGUGGAGAACAUUUCGACGAGCGCAGCGACAUUUACUCCUUCACCGUGAUGAUGUGGGAGGUGGCUGCUGUCAAGACUCCUUUCUCCGGUAGACCCAUCGCUUCCAUCCCUGGGAUUGUUGGCUGGGGAAUGCAGAGGCCGUCGCUGGAGGACCUCGCCGAU
Guillardia theta CCMP2712 is the source of this 723-nucleotide messenger RNA. RefSeq lists its product as hypothetical. The annotation marks the transcript as partial. The record is from RefSeq and is a predicted model, not a curated record. Gene Ontology annotation, biological process: protein phosphorylation. Lineage: Eukaryota; Cryptophyceae; Pyrenomonadales; Geminigeraceae. Gene Ontology annotation, molecular function: protein kinase activity; ATP binding. The transcript has 3 exons.